This is a messenger RNA of Menidia menidia (Atlantic silverside), 2477 nucleotides long. The record is from the annotation of a GenBank genome assembly. Lineage: Eukaryota; Metazoa; Chordata; Actinopteri; Atheriniformes; Atherinopsidae.
CGAAACGCAACGCGAGGCGGUGGACGAAGGAGAGGAGGAGAGAGAACAGCUUAGAGAGGGAGAUAUAUGUGGAUGUACUAAAGGGGAUGGGAGCAGCGCCGGAGCGUUAUUAGGAAUCCCACCAAGUCCAAGUCAGAGAGCUAUCAGGCUCUUCGCGUGCGUCACGGUGUGCCUUCUGGAGAGGGACUGCGUGGAAAGAGAUUCGGUAAGUGAGGAUAAAGCGCCACAACACCUGCGCCAAGACAGGAACAACUGGAAGACGUGAGAAGAUGACUCCGAGUUCUCGCCAGAGCUGGUGAAACCUUCUGCUCCGAAAUAUCUGGACACCUGCCAUGUAUUGACGAAUUGAUGCCAAACUUCAGAGAAAAAACCAACAGCAACAUCAGAUCACUUGUUGAGCUCCAUUAUAUCAUUAUAAUAACUACCACGCAAAAAAAAAGGACAUUUAUUUAGAAAGUGUGGAGCUUUUUGAUCAUGAGUGAACGCAUUAACAAGAACUCCUUACAUGCCCCAACUCAGUGAUUUGAAAAUACCAGCACCAGCAAUCCAUGAUUUGGAAUGGACCAAGAUCUGACUGUCAUUCAGUUGCUAUCACACACCUUGAACAGGGCUGUCAGUGCAGGCACGGCGAGCCACUGAGUCCUGGGGGCUCCAACUCUCUCCCCAAUGAGGCGGUUCUGGUGGGCCCGCCUGGCACAGCUGGGCCUGCUGGCUGUGUGGACCUGCAUAUGGCUGGUCCAGGGAUGCGGGCCCGGUCCCGGAUACGGCAUGCGCUCCAGACCCAGGAAGCUCACAGCCAUGCACUACAAGCAGUUUUUCCCCAACUUCUCAGAGAACAACCUGGGGGCCAGCGGGAGAGCAGAGGGCAAGAUCACACGCAGCUCUGAGCGCUUCAACGAGCUGGUGUGCAACUACAACCCGGACAUUGUUUUCAAGGAUGAGGAGAACACGAACGCUGAUCGCUUCAUGACUAAGCGAUGCAAGGACUGUUUGAACAGGUUGGCUAUCGCAGUGAUGAACCAGUGGCCCGGAGUGCACCUGCGAGUGACCGAGGCCUGGGACGAGGAUGGUCACCACCCGCAGGGCUCCCUUCACUACGAGGGCCGGGCUGUGGAUAUAACCACUGAUGACAGGGUAACGGAGAAGUACGGACUCCUGGCCCAGCUGGCUGUGGAGGCAGGCUUUGACUGGGUCCACUACGAGUCCAAGUAUCACAUCCACUGCUCAGUAAAAGCCGACCACUCUGUUGCUGUGGAGAGAGGCGGAUGUUUCCCAGGCUGGACCCGGGUGACCGUUGCUGGAGGGAGGCAGAAGACUCUGUCAUCGCUGUCUGCGGGCGACUGGGUCAUGGCUCUGUCUGAGACAGGCCAGGUGGUGUUCAGCCAAGUCCUCCUGUUUCUGCACCGCGACCGAGAGAGCUGCUCCACGUUUGUGUUCCUGGAGACGGAGGACGGGCACACGCUGGCCCUCACCUCGCACCACCUGGUCUUCGUAGACCCCCGGUGCAGGCGUGACAGCAGUCAGUACCAGGCCCAGUUCGCUAGCAGGGCCAAAACAGGAGACUGUGUUCUCAUCAGCACUGCAGGGGGUCAGGCCCGGCCAUCUCGAAUCGUCUCGGUGUCAGCGGCGGAGAGUGUGGGAGUGUACGCGCCCUUGACAGAAGCUGGGACUCUGUUCGUUGACGGGGUGCUGGCUUCCAGCUAUGCAGUGGUGGAGGACCACAGACUGGCUCACUGGGCGUUCGGACCUCUGAGGCUCCUCUACUCGUUGAACCAGCUACUUUGGGGGGAGACCAAAGAAGGGCCGAGCGCUGACUGCGAAAGAGCUUGCGCUAAAACUGCAACAAAUCUGAGCACUUUGACCACGAAGGACAGAGAAGAUGUAUAUGUAAAUAAUGACGGAGGAGAGAAUUAUAGUGAACCACUCAGGAUGGAGAUUCAAGAGAGGCUCUGCUUGGAAAGGCGGUUAUCAACAGUCCACUGGUAUGCCAGGUUACUGUAUCGAUUUGCAUGUAUCUUUUUAGAUUCAAGCUCAUUCUAUUAUUAAAAGUCUGCAAUGACGAACAAGAAAUACUGUAUCUCACACUCCAGCUUUUAUACACUUUACACUUAACCCUCCUUACAAAAACACUGGAUUUGCUUGUUUUAUUACAUUAUUCUUUGUAUCUUAAUUACUGUCCUGAUAAACACGACACUGAAACCCUAAAACAGAUUUCAAAUAAUGUAGCAACUGGCCUGAACAGGGUUGUAACAAGAAUAAAUAUCACAAUCUGUACGUCUGUCCUUUUUUUGUUACUUCAGUCAAAAAUGUAAAAAUAUGUAUUAUUCUAAAGGGGACAGGAAUGAAUUUCCCAAACAACAGAAUCUUUAUUUUUGUACUUUCUGAAUCAUAAUAUAUAGAUGUUGCAUCUCAUUAUUAUAAUUCCACUGCCUGCAUUGUAUGCACUGACUUGGUGUCAUAUCAUAAAACAAAUAAAA